UUACACACACGCACAUGCCAGAGAGAGAGAGAGAGAGAGAGAGGGAGAGAGAGAGAGCUGUACAGAAGAAAAAAGGCAAAGAGAGGUAACAAGUUUGGGUCCCCCUCUCUCUAUAGACACACGUGAAGAUAGCAGUCUACAGACCAGAGGGUUUACAGUGACAAGAAUUGUAGACAGACACAAGGGCUUCUAUUCUAAGCAGCUUUUAUUUCUGUCGCUGCUGUGUGGGGAAAUAACAAAGCAGUUACCCUGAAUAGCUAGGCGAAACACAGUGAUAGUGAGCAAAGAACAACUGCAGGAAAAGAGCCCUUUGAAAGCCUUGUGAGAUUUACAGGAACUCUGCUAAUCACAGCGUGGAUGCAUACUGGAGCGUGUGUCUGUACUGGGCACAUAGCCACAUCAUUCUCUAUCCAAAUCUACAGCUGUGUCUUGCAUUGGACUUGAGGUUGAAGCAGAAGUUACAGCCUAAGAACUGGUACCACUUUAAUUGGAAUAAUAUUUAUUCUGGAGCCAAGAAAUUACAUGCAUAAAUACAUUGGAAAACAUACAAGGGACGGCUGAUUUUUUUUUUUUUUUCGUUUUCUGACAACUGUGAGGUCUUGACAGUAAUCUGAGACAAGUGGUGAAAGAAAAAACAACAUCUCAUAUUGUCACCUUAUUUACUGUGAGGUCUGACCUAGGGGUGAUUGAACAUGCUUUCCAAAAUUAGGCCUGUAGUAACCAGUGCUACUGGCCUGUGCAGUGAGCCAAAGAUGGAGAGUUGAGGACAGCUCAUUUGUUUUGAGGGUGGAGAGGAACAUGCCAAAAUGUUUGUGUUGUUUAUACAAAUAUAGCAGUACAAGGUGCCUGUCAUUAUGCACUGAAUUAUUUAUAUAAAAAGUAAAUAAAUAAACUGGUGGGUCUAUAUAGGAAAAAAAAUCAAAGUUUAACAUUUACUUGAUUGGCGGUAUGCAAAAGUAUGACAUUUUUAAUUUGCUAAUCCUGACAUUUAGUGACAGAAUAGUGGUGUGUGCCUUUUGUGAUAAUGAAGUCUGCUUUCAUUUUUUGUGUUUACUGAGAUUACCCUUCUUAACAGGCAGUUGAUUUCUUUUUAACAAGCCUGUCACAUAAUUCAGAAACCACACAGCUGUCAGAAGUUAGCCCUUUGUGUUUCUUUCCAAAUAAAUUGUUUCUGAUUUUUCAAGGUUUGUUUAGAUUGAUUUCGUUUUUAUCACGUUCCUUUUUAGAGGAGGAGGGGGUUGAAAGUUCAGAAUUCUUGCCAUCUACUUUUUUUGCCUCUUGUUUCAUUUUUAGUGUUCCCCGGUGCUUGUGCAGACUAAACCCCUUUGGAAUUUCUUACGUUAACACCCAGGCUAUAGACACACACACACACACACACACACACACACACACACACACACACACACACACACACACACACACACACAUAGCCUAGGUAUUUUAUAUCCCUCUGGGGCCUUUGGAACAACUGUUUGGGGUAUUUCUGUGAACAUCCUGUGUCAAGCCUGUUGUCAUAACACUGCACAGCAACGUGGUACAUGCCAGAAAGGGUCCUAAAUGCACUUGUCGAUAAAUGUUUUUUUUUUUCUCUGAUAGUGGAACUCCAUAAGCCAUUCCACAUACUGGAUUCAUCUUCUUAAAAAAGCAAAAGAAAAUAGGUUUAGGACACUAUCUUUUCAUAUAGCUUAUACCCCAAAGCACUUUAUAAUCGAAGCAGAGACUAUGGUCACUGCACUCAGUGCAAACAGAAAUAAACAAGAGAGAAGCUACUGGUAGGCACUGGGAGGUUAGGUAAGGUGCUCAGGGUCACACAGGAGUGACUGACAAUUGUUAAAUUCAGAUUCACUUUCUCAGAAUCAUCUAUCACAGCGAUCAGGCAGAACGCUACAGAAGUAUAAAGCACUGGUUAAAAGACAGCAGCACUUUAUGUGGAUUUUUAACAAAGAACUAACAUUUUUUAUGAAAGAACAAAAUCAAAAACUGAGAGGAUACCACAGAGUGCAAGCACACUUUUAAGAAGAUCAGUCACAUCCUUUGACUAUACAUUUUUCUCAUUGUUUGGUUAGCCCAGUGGACAUCUCCUCUGACCAGUUGAAGGAUGUGUUGGUUCCAAACUAUGGCCCUGCUACUACAAGCUUUUCUACAGAUUUCACUGGCCCUACAAAAACAAGAGCUUUCAGAAUGUUUCAAGGUGAACGGAGCAGAUUACCGUGGAACGCAGAACCAAACUUCAGUGGUGAAUGGGAAGCCAUGUUUGUUCUGGAACCAGACGCAUCAACAUGCUUACAACACAGCCAAGUAUCCCAACGGCGAGUGGGGACUGGGCAACCACAACUACUGCAGGAACCCAGAUGGUGAUGUCCAGCCAUGGUGCUACGUCUCUGAGAUUGAGGACGGCAUUUACUGGAAGUACUGCGAUAUACCCACAUGCCACAUGCCAGGAUACCUGGGCUGCUUCUUGGAUUCAGGGAACCCCCCAGCAUUGAGCGGAAAUAGUGGCACAUCCACCAAGCUCACUGUACAGGUCUGCCUCCGAUUCUGUCGCAAAAAGGGUUACAAGUAUGCAGGGGUUGAAGCAGGCUAUGCCUGUUUCUGUGGCCAAGAUAUUGACAUGAGUAAGAAUGAACAAGUUGGCACUGUGGAAUGUGACCAGGUCUGCUUUGGCAAAUCCAGUGAACUCUGUGGUGGAGAUGGGAGAAUUGGUAUCUACGAUGUAUCUGUGGGUGCAUGUGAGGGGAACAUGACAGAUUCGAGUGGAGUCAUCUACUCACCAGAUUUUCCUGAUGAGUACGGACCCGAUAGUAACUGCUCAUGGAACAUAUACCUUCCUUCAUUUUCCACUAUUGAGGUUGAUUUUAAACUGUUUGAAAUUCGAGACCGUAAUGACCGGCUGGAGCUGAGGGAUGGCCGUACUCACCAAUUACUGGCGCACUUCAAUGGUCAUCAGAAACCAGAAAUCUUCAUGGUCUUUCCCACUAAUUACUUAAUCCUGACAUUCCAGUCAGAUCAGAUCCUCCAUGCUCAGGGAUUUGCACUCUUCUAUCAAGGACUAAAGGACAACUCCAGUGAGGAAGAGGAUGGCAUUUACCCCAGUAAUAGUGUCUCGCAGCCCCCAACCACAACAGAUGAACAUAUUAACGGCAGCGUAUCAUCUCUGGCUGCGGUGUCGCCUACAAGUACAGGAGCCUGGGUGAUGUAUACCGCAACGGCGAUCACUAUCAUCCUUCUCAUCAUUGCACUUUACUACCUGCGCAGAAGGACCUGCCUGUUUGCACAGAAGAAAAGUGCAGCGGAAGGGCUGAUCAUAAAGAACCAGAAAGAUCGUUGUCAUUGCACAAGCCGGGAUGCUUGGUCUGUGGCCUACAGGCACACAAAAGUGGUGAUCUGCAGCAACGGGAAGGGUGAUGACAGCUGUUCUGAUUGUUCCUGCCUCUGUGAGAGCUAUAACAACCUAUCUGUCACAAACCAGUCCUCACUCAAAUCUCUCAUCUCCACCAGCUAAACCUCAGGGUGGUGGGGUGCCCGGAAGGCAGCCUCUGUAGCAUAUUUGGAGAUGGCAGUGCAUAGGUGAACCAUGGCAUUCAUACCAAAUCAGAGAAUAUCAUUUAUCUUUAAAGCCAUCAUCAUCUUCAUCUUCUCCGUCAGAAAAUGGAUGCUCUCAAUUCGGUGGCACAGCCUCGACUUCUCGGGGCCAAUCAGCUCCAGAGGGGCAGAAACAGCAGAUGCUGGCAAAAUAACAAGGACCGCCACGAUUUAGCAAAAAGUGGAACAGCCCUCUAGGAAUCUGAUGCCAAAGACCUGUCUCAGUUUUAUAAAAAGAGAAAAUGAGGCAAUACCAAAAUAAUUGUCUCAAUUCUUUUUAGGGGGAAAUAGGACAUCUGGGUGUCAUGACAGAAAUAUCUUAAUUUAUUAAAAGUACUAAAUAUCCCUGGAGUUACAGGAAAAAAAAAUACUCUUGGACUAACAGAAAGAUUAUUCACGAACUCUGCCCACCUCAAAAUGGACCAGUGCAAGCUGGCAGCUUGAACAUUAUCAGGAAAUUAUUUAAAACAAAUACUUUGAGGAAAAGAUAAACUUGGGACUUGUUUUUUUUUAAACUAAUACUUUAUGGGCACUUGGGAUACCAGAACUUAAAAAUGUCAGGGUUUUUACAAGCCUACAGUCACGCUGCUAUGGUAUAGUGUUUGUAUGUGUGUGUGUGUGAAUGUUUCUUUGUGUGUUUGUUUGAUGAUGUGUUUGUGAGAGUGCAAGUGGAAGGAAGCCAACAGACAAUGGAAUGUAAACAGUUGCAAAACUCAGAAUUUCUUUAAAAAAGCUGAAGAAGCUUUGUGUAGUGUUGCUUUGGGUCUGAUGCGAAAUGCCAAAUGACUGCAGGUACACAUAGUGGGAAGAGCUUCUUAAGCCAUACUUCAAAUUGUCUGAAUUUUCCUGAGGACUAAUUACAUCAGCUUUGUGAAGAUGCAUGUAAGAUUGCAGUGUAACCUACAUUCUUGGGUCUUUUUUGCCACAGGUUUGGAUCUGUCCCAGAAAUUGAGGACUACGUAUGACUGGCUUUUGAGCUGACUUGUUGCUGUCCUGCAGUGUCCUUUGCUGGUCAUUUCUUUUUAGCAAAGUCAGAUUGUUUUCGUGUGGUCUCACCUUCUUUCUUUUCAGUUUUUCUAACAAAUCAGUCUUCAUCAUUCUCUUUGCUUUUUUGUUUGUGGUUUAUAUAUUUUCUUUGUUUCUUUUUUCUGUCUGAAGUUGGGCUCAGUCCUCAAGUUCCCUGCAGCACCUCCCUCUCUCAAAUCCCUUAGGACUUAUUUUAGAUGUUGUCCUCAGACUGUCAUCGCGGUUUUGUUACUGCUGCCUAUAUAGAUGGUUAACCUCCUACCUGGAACAUUUAUAUUCCAUUGCUUUGUGCUGAGAAACAAUGCACACACAUAUAUGGCUUACAGCACUCUGUUUAAUGUCCUACUGUCUGUUCAGUGACAGCACUUGUCUCCAGGGAAAGUUUGUCUAGAAGUUCAGUGCACAGGGCUUAAGACUAUGAGCUGAUAAUGAUCUUUAUCCUGUGGUUUUGUGUUUGAUUCUGUCAGUCUCUACUUCACCAUUGUGCAGUUCUUAGCAAGUCACUUAAAUGGUGCUCCUGGGGUCACACUUGGUGUCCUUUAUACUUAAAAAAAAGAAAAAAAAAUCUUCCAAACUCCCAAUGCUUGACAAUGUGUCAUUUGUUUCUGUUUUGAGUGUCGCUAGAAAUAUGGGUUUAGUUACUCCUUCCCUGAAACAGUCUGUCACAUAGAAAGUGAAUGAUUCUACUCUUGGUGGGAUUUGCAGCAUCUGCUGUGACCUCAGAGACCCCCUAACUCAGAAGUAUGAAGUAGGAUAUUGUUUUUUUUUAAUACAUUAAGUGGUGCUGUUAAAUAGUAAUAACAGUGCAAACAAAAGGAGAAAAGCACAUUGAAACUAUAAAGUAAAAACAGACCAUCGACCUUGGCUAACACUUGACCAGACAUUGAAAAACUCAAAACAUUCAUCCAAAAUUCAGCAAGCCAGACUGAACUAGACCAAUUCUCUUAUUGCAGUGCUGUGGAUGACGUGGGGGGGGGGGGAUAAGUCUCAGUACAGACAUACCUUGAUUAAUCAUAGACAUUGCAUGUUCUGACAUGCAUUUUGUAUUUAUUGCAAUGAUCAGAUGACUAAUUCACUGUGAAUGAAGCCGGUGGAGUCUGUUUAUGAGGCGUAGCAGCAAUCAUACCAUGGAUCACAAAGCUACGCUCUGGAGUUUCCCAGAACUCUGUUACCUAGCAUUUGUUGUGUGUCUGGGACCUAUGCUUAUGAGGUGGUUCAAAGUGUUAGGCUUUUCUUGUAACUUUUACUUCUCUUUCCAAGAACUGUUGUGUAAUAUUACCUUCACUACUGCAGUGUAAACCUCGGCCUUGAUUUAGAAGGAAAAGAUGGCAUUUUUCAACUAACUGGAGCCAAAGUGACAAUUUUCCAGCUUAUAAAGCAGAUAUGAAAAAUGAUGCUUUAAGUAUAAUUCUUUUUUCUGUAAACCAUUUCGCCAUUCUGUAAAAAUAAAUAAACAGACAAACAAAAAAGGCUGUUGAAGUAAGGAUAUGGAGUCCUAAAAAUGGUGUCCCUCCCCAUUCACUGCUCAUUGGCUACUUAGAGAAUAAGGCAACAAAAGGCAUAGUAGGUUUAGAGCACUUUACCCCCCCCCCCCCCCCGGAUAUUCCAUUCUUCAUCAUGCGAUGAUUAAAAGUAGUAUAUGAUAUAUUCUGAAUGAUGAUGCGCCCAUAUAUUUGAUUCUAAUUUUGGGUAAUAAAACCUACAAAGAUUCUGCCAAUGUGGUAGUCAAUGACUGAAAUGUCAAUCAUUUAUCUGGUUGAUUUCAUUAAGUUGACCGUUUUAGAAGUCCGUGAUAUUUCUCACUGCAAGAUCACAUAACAUCCAGAAAGGGGCAUGACUUUUUUUCCUUAACAGUGUGUGACUUUGGAUUUAGUAUAAUUAAGUAAGGUGGGAUGCAGGGUGUAGGGGAGUGCCUUUAUG
Molecule: messenger RNA, 6528 nt
Organism: Protopterus annectens (West African lungfish)
Lineage: Eukaryota; Metazoa; Chordata; Ceratodontiformes; Protopteridae
Gene: KREMEN2
Product: kringle containing transmembrane protein 2
Exons: 9
Coding region: 2099-3502 (467 amino acids)
Biological process (GO): multicellular organism development
Cellular component (GO): plasma membrane
Source: RefSeq, a predicted model, not a curated record